CACACUUCUGUUCUCUAGUAGCGCCUGCCGGCAGCGCCCCAGAGGACUUCCCAGCGCCUUGGCGGAGUUUUACUCUUGGAGCAGAGGUGAUCCUAGGCUGGAGGGCGGGCACAAAGCGACGGGAUAACCUAGUAAUCCGAGAAUGCAGCAUCAGCCCUUCCCACCAGGCACUUCCUUCCUUUUCCCGAACGACCAGAGAGGGAGGGCCGCGCAUUUAUAAACUGGAGCCUCAGCUGAGUGGCAUGUCAGAGGCUGCCUCCCGAGGACUCAGAGCCUGGGCUAGAAACGUCUAGGCUAGGACAGAGGCUAGCUGCCGUCGCCACAGGCGUCCGAAACCUCUCUACGAGGGCUGGGUGCCUGCGCCGUCGCAGAGCUAGCGUUUUCCCCGGAGCUUGUACGCUGCACCCCUGGACAGCAUGCUUGGUGUUCUUCUUCUGGGUGUGCUGGCUCCAGCUGGCCUGGGGAUCUCCGCAUUAGCCGAGCUGCAGUCCAAAGGCAGUCAGUGCGUGGAGCACGAGUGCUUCGCGCUUUUCCAGGGCCCCGUGACCUUCUCCGCUGCCAGCCGGGCCUGCGAAAGCCUGCAAGGACAUCUGAUGACAGUGCGCUCUUCAGUGGCUGCCGAUGUCAUUUCCCUUCUUCUGAGCCACGGCAGUAGUAUGGACUUACAACCCUGGAUCGGCUUACAGCUCCCGCAGGGCUGUGGCGACCCGGUGACUCUCGGGCCCCUGCGCGGCUUCCAGUGGGUUACCGGAGACAACCACACCAGUUACAGCAGGUGGGCGCGGCCCAAGGACCAGGCAACUCAACUUUGCGGCCCCCUGUGCGUCACGGUCUCGGUGGCAACAGAGGCUGCACCGGGAGAGCCGGCCUGGGAAGAGCAGCCUUGCGAGACCGAGGCCAAGGGCUUCCUCUGCGAGUUCUACUUCACAGCGUCCUGCAGGCCCCUGGCAGUGGAUCUCCGAGAAACCGAGGCUGUUCACCUCUCUAGCACCUACCACACCCCGUUCGGGGUCAGUGGUGCGGACUUUCAGACGCUGCCAGUAGGCAGCUCCGUGGAGGUGGCGCCCCUUGGCUUGGAGCUGGUGUGCAGGGCCCCGCCCGGAACUUCAGAGGGACGCUGGACUCGGGAAGCGAUAGGAGCCUGGAACUGCAGCGUGGAGAAAGGUGGCUGCGAGUACUUUUGCAACUGGAGCACCAAUGGACCCAGAUGCCUCUGCCCCAGUGACCAGGAGCUGCAGACCGAUGGGCGUUCGUGCGCAAAGCCUGUGGUGCAAUCGUGCCACGACCUCUGUGAGCAUUUUUGCGUCGUCAACCCGAAUGUGACAGGCUCUUAUUCCUGUAUGUGCGAGACAGGCUAUAAGUUGGCAGCGGACGGACACCGGUGCGAGGACGUGGAUGACUGUAAGCAGGGGCCCAAUCCGUGCCCGCAGCGCUGUGUCAACACCGAGGGAGGCUUCGAAUGUUUCUGCUAUGAAGGCUUUGAACUGGUGGAUGGAGAGUGCGUGGAGCCUCCGGAUCCAUGCUUCGGAAACAACUGCGACUUUCAGUGCGAGCCGGUGGGCUCCACGGACUUCCGUUGCAUCUGUGCUGAGGGCUUCGCACCCAAGCCCAACGAACCGCACAGGUGCGAAUUGUUCUGCAAUAAGACUUCAUGCCCGGCGGACUGUGACCCUAACACCCCUGAACUUUGUGAAUGCCCUGAAGGCUUCAUUCUCGACGAGGGCUUCAUCUGCGAGGACAUUGACGAGUGCAGUUCCGGCCUAUGCGCCUCCAGUGAGUGUCGAAACCUUCCAGGCUCCUAUGAGUGCAUCUGUGGGCCUAACACAGCCCUUGCUGGCCAGGUUAGCCAGGACUGUGACCCCAUUAUCCCUGUUAAUAAAGACAGUGAAGACGGCGGGUCUGGGGAGCCCCCAGUCAGUCCGACGCCGAGCUCUCCGACAGGUCCCCCUUCUGCAAGGCCAGUGCAUUCUGGCGUGCUCAUUGGCAUCUCCAUUGCCAGCCUGUCCCUGGUGGUGGCGCUUUUGGCGCUUCUCUGUCACGUGCGCAAGAAGCAAAGCUCUGCGCGUGCAGAGCUGGAGUACAAGUGUGCGUCACCCUCCAAGGAGGUAGUCUGCAUCACGUGAGGACUGACCGGACGCUGCAGUAGUUUUGAAGGGUCUUUGGUCCAGAGACCCAGGCUGCCAUUGUCUUUCCUGGCUCUGUACUUUGUAACUCUCCGCUCUCUCCCACCUCCCUGCUGUGCUCUUUGGCAAUGUAACAGUAUCCUGGCUGACAAGGUCUGAGAAGAGCCUAUCCCAUCCUCUCAUGACAAAGGAGGGUCAGGAGGACUUGAAGCAGGAGAGCCCAGCUUCUUCCAACUGGAAGAACUGGACCACUGGGCAGAGGUGGCAAACGCAGUGAGGAUCAGAUUGCAGAGUGUCCCAGGCCCUCACCUCGGGGUGCAGGAUGCCCGGGUUCCUGCUGAUCUGUAAGCUUGGAGGCAAACCUUGACCCUACAUGCUAGAGAUGACCCAGAUAUUUAUUUUUUAAAGUAUUUAGCAUUGUUCCCCUCAGUUUGCCUCUGCCUGUAAGCUUCCAGCCCUCACCCUUUCUCUCUGUCCCUCUAUUCCUUUCC
Acomys russatus (golden spiny mouse) is the source of this 2614-nucleotide messenger RNA. It is a transcript of the gene Thbd, whose product is annotated as thrombomodulin. The record is from RefSeq and is a predicted model, not a curated record. Gene Ontology annotation, molecular function: calcium ion binding; transmembrane signaling receptor activity. Bases 417 to 2123 code for a protein of 568 amino acids. Gene Ontology annotation, cellular component: membrane. The transcript has a single exon. Lineage: Eukaryota; Metazoa; Chordata; Mammalia; Rodentia; Muridae.